Messenger RNA from Lineus longissimus, 522 nucleotides. Its product is annotated as potassium voltage-gated channel subfamily C member 1-like. The record is from RefSeq and is a predicted model, not a curated record. The coding region runs from base 1 to 522 and encodes 173 amino acids. Gene Ontology annotation, biological process: potassium ion transmembrane transport. Lineage: Eukaryota; Metazoa; Nemertea; Pilidiophora; Heteronemertea; Lineidae. Gene Ontology annotation, cellular component: voltage-gated potassium channel complex; membrane. Gene Ontology annotation, molecular function: voltage-gated potassium channel activity. The transcript has a single exon.
AUGGGAGUUGACCCAUCCGCUGCCCUGGAAUACACCUGGAUUGCCUGUCUCCUAAUGCAGCUCUUGCGCGGAUGGUUGAUAUUGCGCAUUGCCAACACGUUCGUCGGACUCCGCGUGAUGCUGUUGGUGUUCACGAAGAACAUUGUCGAGCUUUUAACCAUUGUGUCACUCCUUGCCAUUGGGAUGAUGGUGUUCGCAAUACUGAUAUUCGCUGCGGAGAUAGGUGUGGACGGUGGAUUCUACACAGCCUGGGAAGGCUGCUGGUGGGCCGUUAUCACGAUGACAACUGUGGGUUACGGGGACAUGUACCCACACAACUGGCCUGGGUACAUUAUCGGUGCGUGCUGUGCUGUCACUGGGAUCAUGAUCACGGCCAUGUCCAUACCAAUCGUCAGCAGUAAUUUUAACGUUUAUUAUAACCACGUUACUCUGGCCACCGCACAUAUCAAACGACGUGUCAAGGAGUUACGGGCCAAACAUGGCAGUCAGGUCGAAAACUUCCCAGGUCCAGUGGCGUUGUGA